ACGAUCCUAUUAUGCCGCUUUAACUUAACCAUAUUAUAUUAUUUAAUAUUAGUUUGUGUUUUUUUUUAUUAUUAACAUGUUAUAACAUAAUGAUUAAACUGUGAUUUAUAACCAUUGGAUUUUCAAUUAACGACAUGGACUUAUAUUUAAUUGUUGUUAAACGUGCUUCUUCAUACAAAUUAAUAGAUAAAACCUAUUAACAUAUUGGAGCUUAUAUUAAAAAAGGCUACAGAAUUAAAUAAUAAAUCAUCAUGGCGACCGAAGUAGGAUCGGACUUCGCACAUAUACAAGAUGAGGAUAUGUUACGGAAAAUGUGGCAACAAACCGAGGAUUUUGGUAAGAAGAAAGAGAUUCGUAUGAGAAUGUAUAAACUUCGAGAACAACGGCUUAAAGAGUUUUAUACGACAGGUGAAAUGAUUCAAACAGAAACAACAUCUAAACGCUCAUCAACCAGAACGCAUACUGAAUCUAUUACGGAUCAAGGAUUCAUGACUAUGAAAUCUAAAGAGAUCCGGGAUUCUGAAUCUCCGACAGAAGAAUAUCAACGACAAUCCAAUACUAACAAAAAUUAUUAUGUGUCGUCGAAAAUUGAUGAAUCGGAUGGUAGUAGAGGAAUAGUUGAAAUAGAACAGGCCAGCUCUUUAAAGCCAAAUGAAGAUUAUACUCAAAAUACAUUGCAAACGUCCAUGUCUAGCUCUACGUCAACCAAAUGGAGAUCGUCACAGACUACUAUUUCUGUAUCAGAAGAAGUUCAAAAGGCUGAUGUAAAUUUGAAUUCCAAAUUUAUUGUCAACGAACAGAAUAACGAAGAUAGUCAGUUGACAUUUGAUACUUCAUAUAAUAAUUCAGACAGCUCAAAUAUUGAUAGUAAGGUAAUUGAAUCAAUAUCUACUACAAACUUAGAAAAUAUCAAACGAGAUGAUAAUAAUCAAUAUUCAGAUGGUCAUCAAAAAGUAAUAGAAACUUAUACAUCCAGCGGUGAACUAUUUGAGCCUGUAUCAGAAAAUAAAUCAAAUAAAGACGGUACUUUAAUAGAAAAUACAUACAUCUCAAAUAUUUCAUCAAACAAGUCCGAAAAUGUUGAGGUGGCUACGGAUAGUAAAAUUAUAAACGAACUUCAUAAACUGGACUCUUAUCUAUCCACUCAACAGUCAACUACAGAUUCUUCUACCAAGUCAAAUUCGAUAGUUUCUAAUGAUGAUAAGAUAAAUAAGAAAGUUGAUGAUAAAGGUGUUGAUACAUCAAAAGAAUAUACCGAAGGUCAAUAUAUCACCACUCAUCAACAUUCUUACCAGCCACCUAGGAUCAGUGUUGAUUUGAGUCCAUCGCAUGAUGCUUUUGCUAGGAGCUUACGAUCAACACCGGAAAGGUCUAGUCCAUCACCUUCCAGAGAACGUACAAGUCCAGAGCGUAGAUUUAAAUCUGCUAGUCCUGAAAAGUAUAGAGCAUCACCAGAGAAAGCAGCAAGUCCUUCUAAAUCACUUAAUUACUCUUCAAGAAGGAGGUUGUCAUCCACACAUACAAAAGGUUUGUCAAAAAAACGAUCAAAUACACCCACUCGAGGUGAAAAAUAUGACUCUUCGGACGAUUCUGAUUGUUCUGGCGCAACUCAUGGCACUUACGAUAAGUAUAAAAGUUGUGACGCUAAAAAAACCUUAUUUAAAGAAGAAAAUAAAAUUACUUCAACAUCGAAGUAUGGCCAAAAAUCCUCAUCUACAAGUCCAGUACGGAGAGAAAAAUCUCCUGGAUAUAGCAGUGAAGGGUCAGUUGGAAAAGAAGUAAGAAAGUCCUCGUCUAAAGUAAAAAAUAGCUCUCAUGAAAGUAGUCCUGAAAGAAGUGCGUUUAAACCAGUAAAUAAUUUCAAAACAAUUAAAACUCAACAAAUUACUCAGGAUAAUAAAAUAAAUCACGCAACACAGGAAGAUAAUGUACACACAAACAAUUAUGAUUCUAAAAAUAAAAUAAAUGAGGAAAAACAUUUAAUUAAAGUUAUAACACCUGAAAUUGAUAAUGAUUUAAAUGAAAAAAAAAAUGAAAAUACAGAACAAGCAACAAAAAAUACUGAAAACAAUAUCUUAAAUUCAAAAAAAAAAUCCAAUCAAGAAAAAUUUAUCACAGAAGAACAAGUGCGUACAUCCAUUGAACAAGUCGAUAGUGAAAAAAUAACAACAGAUAACAUCGAAAUAAGCAAAUCAUCUAGGGAGAAAUCACCUUCAAAGAGUGUUAAGAAGGAAAAUAAAACAAAACAAGAAGAAUUUAUUGAAAAUGAAAAAUCGAAAGUAGCUAAACAGAGCACAAUCCCUAAUGAUGUCAUAACAAUAAGACCGAAAGAAAAAUCUCCAGUAAAAGAAGUUAAACCAGUUACAAAAGAUACUAAAACAUACACAACCGUUAAGUCUUCGGAAAAUAUGUCUUACUCUUCUGACAUUAAAUCUGUUACACCUACUAAAAAAACAAUAUCAGCAAUACCUUCGUCGAUACCUUCGCCAAUUAAGAAAGUUGUACCUUCAACUUUAGAGAAAACUCCAUCCAAAAAAACCCUUAUACACAAGGAUUCAAAAGAUAGUGUAUCAAAUAAAACUGUUAAAAAAGACCUUUCAAGAGAAAAAAUGGAUGUUAAAAUUACAAGAAGUGAUAGUAAGACUUUGAUACAUAAAAAUUCAAAAGAACGUAUUACACAAAAAACGGUUAUUAAAAAGCCUAGUCAAGAGUUUUUAGUAGACAAAAAAACUACAAUAUCAUCUAGACAAAAAGUUACUACUCCAGACACAAAAUCCAAUACUCUGGAAACAAUAAAAGUUCUCGAGAAGAAAGACUCAAAAAAUAAACUUAAACCUUCAAUUAGUCCACAGUCUUCACAAAAAAAAUUAGGUGUUGUAAAAUCAAUUGCUGAAACAAAAACAGUUAUAGAUUCUAAAAAAACCAUUGGAAACAUAAACUCAAAGAGGAUUCAUUCGUUGAAUGUAACCAAACCUAGAACACAUACUUCACCAAAGCCUGAUAUAAAUGAAACACCAUCUAAAGUAACAAAACCGUAUACCAAACCUAUCUCAACCUCAUCUUUAUCUAAGCCUCAAAUCAAAAAAACAACUUAUUCCCAUUCAAAUACAAAUACAAAAAAAGAAACUACUAAAAAUGAAAAACAAAAAUCGAAAGAUUUAGAGGAUGAAUUACCUCCAGAAAAUUUCGAAAGUGAUACUGACUUAGACGAUUCCACCAAUAAACCAAAAUACAUUAAAAAGGUAUCAUCCAAUUCAUCAACAUCUUCUUCGUCUUCGGAAGAUGACGAGGAAGAAAGAGAAGAUAAACGAAAAAUUCAAGAUAUUGAUAGUAUAAGAAUUGAAGCUGAAGAAGAAUACGGUAAAAAAAUGACAAACAAAGAUGCAUUACUAAAUGUUAUUGUUCAAUUACCUCCAUCGUCUAGAGAAUCAUCACCCGAGUAUUCUACUAGAUUUGGCCAGCCAUACUGUUCAGUAUCAGAUGAUGCAAGUUUGCCUAGAUAUGCUGAUGUUGUAAGUGAACCAGAAGAUGCCAAUGAUUACAGUUUACACUGUAAUAGAUAUGAUGUUGUAACAGAUUUAGAUGAAGAAAGUAGCGUUACAGUUGCUGACAGAGUUUCAAAGUUCUUAAACAAUGUCAACAAGCAAGAAGAAAUACAAAAAACCGAAAUACCCCAGAGUCCUCAAGCAGUAAGAAAAACCAAACAAAUAUUUGAAUCCAUUGCAAAAGGGAAAAUCGAAGAGACCGAUAUAAAUGAUGUAAUCAAAUCAGAAACAAUUGAUAUUGAAACUAAAGAAGUUCAUGAUUUGUCAAAAGUAAAUAAUACGCCAUCUUCUCUUUUGACAAGAAAAAUUUCUGGAGCAUCUGACUAUCAAACUCGAAAAGACUUCUUUGAGAAUAAAAAAUCGAAAGACGUAUCCGAAAAAGUUACACAUUUAACCCCUACUAAAAUAACAAGAUCAUCAUCGAUAAAGGACAGGCGUGCAUCGUUCGAAACAAAGAUUGAUCAAAAAACCCCGUUGAAAGACAAAACCAAUGUACCGAGAACAAAAUCACCAGAGGCUAAAAGUAGCUCUCCUGACCGAACCACCAAAACUCCGAUAAAAAUAAGCAAGACGGAAACAGUCGACGUUAAAGUUGAAGAAAUAAAUAGAUCUAGAAGACUGUCGGGAUCAAAAACUGUGAAAGAUAGAACGGCUACUUUUGAAAAGAAUGAACCCACUCAAAAAUCUUACAAGGAAAAUAAAACUACUUUUAAACACCAAGUGCCAAGCACACCUUUAAAUACAAGUAAAAUUUCAGAAACACGUAUUAAAUCAGCCACGGUGGCUGACACAAAAACUGUGGAUCGAGUCUUAACUAAAAGAGUUAGAAGUCCAGAAAAACUUUCAGCUACCGAUUCAGUAAUUAAAACCAACGAGAGUACUAUCAGAAAAGCAUCAUCAAAAAGUCCCGAUAGAAAAAUGACGGAAACUCCAAAAAGAAGUAUCACGACUAAAAGCCCUGAUAGACAAAUCACAGAAACUCCAAAAAGAAAUAGCAUAACUAAAAGCCCUGAUAGAAAAAUUGCGGAAACUCCAAAAAGAAAUAGCACUGCUAAAAGCCCUGAGAGAAGUGUAUCCAUCAAUACAAGAUAUGACACUAGUGGAAAUCAAAGUGCACGAGAUACAAUUUCAUCAUCAUCCAGACAGCGAGCCACUAUCACUACGGCUAAAACUGAAUUUGGAGUAACAGUGAAAAGUACAUCAACGCCAAAAACUACAAUAACAACAACAACAACAACAACUAAAUCGAUUCCUAUAAAUAACGCUGAUGACGAAGUGCAAAUCGAAGAAAUAUUUGAUUUACUCAUUUUAGAAACUAUGCUUGAAAAAGCAGUUGGAUACGAUCGCAGGAGACGAAUAAGAGCCCAAAUUCGAGUAGUGAAACGUCAAUUGGAGACAAACAGUGGAAAGGCAACAAAUACCACAACUCGUGUAACAAAGAACUUUCAAGAUGUUUUGCCAGUCAAGACACAAAAACAAAGUAACGUAACUGUACAAAAAACCGAGUAUGUUAAGAAGGCUGAAAUUAAAAAGGAAAGAAGUGUUUCACCUCAAAAAUCGUAUGCAAACCCAAUUGGAAAUUUGCGAUCUCCUUCACCUCAAAAGACUCUUAGGUCAGUUGUAGAAACUCGAACACCAUUAUCUACACAAAAAGCUGUUCGAACAAUUGAAAAUGAACGAUCUCCUUCUCCUCAAAAAACUGUGACAUCAACUGAGAAAGUUCAAACUCUUUCAUCUCAAAAAGUAACUCCUAUUGAAAAAGUCCGAUCUCCUUCACCUCAAAAGAGUACUCCAACUGAAAAAGCCAGAUCUCCUUCACCAAAAAAAGUGUCUGUAGUCCAGCAACAACAAGAUUCGCGAUUCAACAAAAAUGAAAAGUCUUCUAGAAACUCUACUAUCACCUCUACCUCAACAACAGUCACUAAAACUACCAAAGUAAAAAGUGAACAAGUCAACAGCAGCACUAAUCUUUAUCAAGAACAAAACGUUACCGAUUUGAUUACGUCCAGCUACGGCGUAGGCCCCACUGACGACAAUGGUAGACCGUUGUUCGGAUUGAGAGCUCUCAGGAAAAACAACGCCACUCAAUUGGUUGGAAGUGCUAACGAUUCGUCGUCAACUGCCCGCUGCGAAGCUGAAUCGCGCCACACUCAGGUUUCUGAUCAAAAACAUAAAUCGUUCGGUCUGAAAGCGCUACAAUCCGAGAACACGUAUACGGUACAAGAGUCGUCAAGCACUGUGUACCAAACAGGGUCCGAUCAAAAAGGGGGCGUCGAUCAAUUGAUCACCGACCACAAGGGCAAACCGCUUUUCGGGCUGAAAGCAUUGCAGAGCAUCGGCAAAAACGAAGACGAACCUAUUUACGACGACAUGCCAGAACCGCCGGUAUCCCCACAACUAAAGGAUCUGGUGCUCAAGCACGAAAAACACGCAAAAGAGAGUUCCAAGCUAGACUUACAACCUAGACAAAAACCAAAAGCAAAAUUCCGAGAUAGUUUUAUACUUGAUACUAAAGAUGAGGGUUUGUAUUCAACUUUUGAAGAAAAUGGAUUCACAGACCCCAACGAAAUUACUGCGUUGCGUUCGAUCAUUAAAAAAACAGAAGAUGAUCAAAACAAUGAAACUAUAGUUAAAAGUAAAAGUCAAUCGACAGUAUUUCAAUCAAAGAGUGUUAUGCGGUCCGAUGGAUCUGGAAACGUUUCAGUCACACAAGAUUUCUUGAAAGGUGAAUUGUCUUCUGUGAAUGAACAAGAACCAUCAGGAAAACUUACUCGAGGACAUUACACCUAUCAGAGCCCAGAUAAUUUAGAUUCCAAAAAAGGCAUUGCUAAAGUUACUACAGUCACAACAGCUAUCGGCAAAGACACUGGUCCCCAAAUUACUGAAAUAACCGAAGAGCUCAGUGACAAUGAUCGAGUUGACGGAAACAAAGUAGUAAAAAGGAGUCGAACCAAUGACAAAUUUGAAAAUAUUCAGAAAAGGUUUAGCCAAGAAAGUUUUAAUCAAGACAGCAGACGUUCAUCCAAAGAAUUAAAUGGAUAUGAAAAACCUGAAGAAUCGCCACAGUCCACUCCGAGAUCGAGUUUGGUGCGCGGAGAUUCAAUCAAGGCGCUUCAACAUAAAUUUCAACAAGCCACUGUUUCAUCUAGUUUGAAACAGAAUAGAACUGCUAAAUCGGAUGUGUCUAGUAGCUCUCGACAAGUUGAAGAAAAAACAGUAACUACUAAAGUGAAUACAACAAAAAACAGUGGAACUGCUACAUCCUUUCUUGACAACAAUUCAAGAGUGACUGGUGUGCAAGAUGUCUUAACCAGAAUGCGAAAUGCUGAUCUAGUUGUAGAAAGUGGUGAUACCAAUGAAGACAUUGAAGCCCGUGCACUUCUUAACAAAUUUUUAGGCGCAUCAGUCAUCCUUCAUGGAAUGGAACAAGGAAACAAAUCUCCUGCUUCAAUUAAUACUACAAGUAGCGCUUCACUUGUUAACCAAGUUGAAAAACAAAGAGCACAGAAAUCUCCUGUGAUUAGGAAGAACCUGAACGAACAAGAACUCGAUAAUAUUUGGGACGAAAAACAAUUACAAAUUUUGUUGGAAUCUUGCCCAGACUACGAUCAAAGGAGAAAAAUCAGAGCCAGGUUAAGGCAAAUCAUGGCAGAACAAAAAGCGUGUACGGACGUCGUCGCCCAGGCUGGCCUAACGGACAACACCUCGAGCAACGGAAAAAACGAAGUUACCGAAACGAAUUCGACAAGCGUGUCCACCAAAACCGGAACUGGAUCGUAUGUAAAAACUGAAGUGCAUACUAGGACAACAACUUCUAGUAACCGUCUGACUAAAGCAAAUAGCGUUAGUUCUUCACCGUUUGCCAAGUUCCAGCAACUCGAACGCCAGAACUCGGCUCCAAACUCACAAACGCGUCCUUGCUAUAAAUUCACCGACCCCGCCCUGGCGCGGAGCGCUUCGUCAAUCAAAGAUCGCCUACUCAACUGGGUUAAAGCUCAGACGAAGGAAUAUAAGAACCUCCAAAUAACUAAUUUCUCGACGUGUUGGAGUGAUGGUCUUGCGUUCUGCGCCCUCAUCCACCAUUUUUACCCGGAAGCAUUCGACUACGAUAAAUUAACACCCGAAAAGCGAAGAGAAAACUUCGAAAUUGCAUUCAAAGUAGCCGAGGACGAAGCAGGUAUCGCGCCGCUUUUGGACGUCGAAGACAUGGUCGUCAUGCGGAAACCUGACUGGAAGUGCGUGUUCACGUAUGUGCAGACGUUCUACCGGCGGUUCCACAACGACCCCCGAUCCGUCAAACCUUCGUACUUCGAAGGAUGAUAAAGCGGCGUCCUGUUUAAUCCUGCGGCUACGUUUUUGGAUGCAGUUCGCUAAAAAUUAUUACUAUUUUAUUGUUAUUACACAAAUUUUGUUAAAAAAAAUCUAUCAUAAAUCGUCUCGUACCCCUUCUUUUAUAUACUUGGUUAAUUCGUCUAUUCGAUUGAUCAACAAGUAUAGGAACGAUUCGUACCUAUAUAAUAUUUAUAUAUGUUACAUGUUACAUUUUUUUAUUUUUUUUUUUGCUGUACAUUGUUGUACCUACCUAUCUAAAAAUGGGUUUGAUUUUCGGCUCUACCUACAUAACUAUUUGGUAGAUUACUAACUACUUAGUAUGUAUUGUUUUUAUUCAUACCCUCCCCACUAAUUUUACAAUAAUAAAUUACUUUUGCCGGUAAUAUUUCUACGUUUGCUCCGGUUAAACGCUAAAAAUGAUGAAUGAGGCCUGUAGGUGAUAUUAUAUUUUAUCAUAUAGUUUAAAUAAUUAAGUUAUUAUUAUCAUAGACAAUAAUAUAUAAUAUAUUUAUUUGUAUAGUGUAUACAUUAUACUCGAGCGUCGUUACAACAAUAAUAUAUUCCAUUAUUAUUAUUAUUUUUUAAUUCAAAAAUUCUCCGUCCCAUAAUAUUUUAUGCCAACCACAAGUCGACUUGGUAGCGGUCUUGAUUUUUGCUUUUCCCCUGUUACAGUGAUUGGAGUUUAAUUAUUCAUCAGUCAUCACCAUUUCAAAUAAUUCGAUAUAUUGUUAGGAUAUUUUUAAAUAUCCGAUUUUGUAGUUGUCCAAAUGAUAGUUGAAAUAAUAUUGUUGCCCACGCAACAAUGCCGUAGGAGAAUACGAUAAUAAUAUUUAGUAUUGUCUUACUUCAAAUGGCCA
Messenger RNA from Myzus persicae (green peach aphid), 8734 nucleotides. Its product is annotated as calponin homology domain-containing protein DDB_G0272472-like. The transcript has 21 exons. Gene Ontology annotation, molecular function: protein binding. The record is from RefSeq and is a predicted model, not a curated record. NCBI's taxonomy places the organism in Eukaryota, Metazoa, Arthropoda, Insecta, Hemiptera, Aphididae. The coding region runs from base 252 to 7865 and encodes 2537 amino acids.